AUGGUUCUUCCUAAAGUUCUAUUAACGAGAACGUUACCACCUGAGUCACAGCAACUCAUUGAAAAUGCUAAAGAUAUCGAGCUUAUUCAUUGGAAGGACGAUAUUAUACCCCGAGACCAAAUGCUGAAAUUAGUACCAGGUGUUAAUGGAAUCCUUUGUAUGUUAACUGAAAAGAUUGAUUCAGAGCUCUUAGAUAUAGCUGGUCCAAACUUGAAAGUUGUAUCGACAUUUUCAGUGGGAUAUGAUCAUGUAGAUUUAAAUGAACUCCGCAAACGCAAAAUACUUUUGGGAAAUACUCCUGAUGUACUUACAGACGCGACUGCAGAUAUUACUGCUUUAUUGGUACUGGCAGCAGCACGUAGAAUACGUGAGGGAAUUCAUGCUAUAGAAGAUGGGAAAUGGGGCAAGUGGGGUCCAGUCUGGAUGUUAGGUACUCAAUUAACUGAUAAGACUGUUGGAAUCGUUGGUUUUGGUCGAAUCGGAGAGGCUACUGCGCGUCGACUUAAGCCAUUUUUAGGUGAAAAUGGAAAAAUAUUAUAUUCUGGAAAUAAUGAUAAACCAAUGGCUGUUCCUCUCGGUGCUAUUAAAGUUGAAUUUAAUUCGUUAAUUAGAGAUUCAGAUAUUAUUUCAAUCAUAAAUCAUGAUGAUCUUUUACGUGCUUUGUCGGAAGGUCUAUUAGGUUCUGUGGGAUUAGAUGUGACAGCACCUGAAUCAUUAGAACCUGAUCAUCCUAUUUUGAAAUUUCAAAAUGUAAUUGUUCUUCCUCACAUUGGUAGUGCAACGUUAGAAACACGAACGAAUAUGGGAAAUCUUGCUGUUGAAAACGUUUUAGCUGGUGUUCGGGGACAAACGUUACCUCGUUUC
This is a messenger RNA of Scutellospora calospora, 864 nucleotides long. Lineage: Eukaryota; Fungi; Glomeromycota; Glomeromycetes; Diversisporales; Gigasporaceae. The record is from the annotation of a GenBank genome assembly.